AAGUUACACAAUCUCGAACAGUCAACGGAAUCGUUAUGUGUUUGUAUAGUUCUUACAGCUACGGUUUUGGUUUCAUCUUAAGUUUGGAGUCGAAAUUAAAUUAACAUUUAGUAUUUUCGCCAGUUUAACACACGGGCUUGCCUUGCCAACUAAAAAAAUUAAACAGAAAAGAAAAAAAACACAUUUUUUAACGGUUGUGGAACGCAAAUAAAACAACGACAGAAAAAAUAUCCGUGCGUACAGAGAACUCACUAAAAAAAAAAACUCGCGUUUCCGAAGUCACAUUUAUGCGCUCGGGCAGGAGUCGGCUCGCAACGGGAUUGGUUAAUGAAGCAAAUCCGCUGCAGGUGCGUUUCAAACGCCGGUUUCCCCCCCAGUAUAGUUUAAUCGUAUGCCAUUUUUAAAAUGUCCACCUUUGCCCGCAUUUUACACUGUGUAUCGUUGUUGAAAAAGUACGAUCGGGAGCGCAAAAUCCAUUCUCCAAAGCGGUGUUUAAGUUUACCGAUCGCGCCUUCGGAGUCGGAGUUGGACACAGCCGAUCUGAAGUUUUACAAGAGGAAGAUCGCAUGCUGUAACUCGACUUAUUUCCUUCUUCUGUUGGCCCGCAAUGGAAAAUCACCUCGAAGGUGACCCCUAUGCAUCCGACCAGCCCCCCGAUUUUUCCAUUUUAAAGGACCUGCUGUUCCCCGCCUAUUUGGAGCCGGAGUGCGGAACCGGGAAUGCUGCGGAAGGCAAAGUUAGCUCCAAACGGCAAUGCAGCACAGUUGCGGUGGAUUGCAAAAUCGACAGGAUUGCAAACGCGAAGCCCUGCACACGGGUUUGUGUUAACGGCAGCACGAGCACGUCGAACCGGGCCGAUCCCGAUUCGGGGGACGGUGCGCCCACGUGCCACCACCCGAGCGGGCUCCUCGCGCUCAGCCUCGCCAGGAGGACCGGUGACGCUGCAGGUCCCACUCAGGCUUUGAGGACACAUUCUACUCAAGAGGUCCAAGUGCCAGAGACCGCUAUCCUCUACCUUCUGCAAGAAACAACCAAACUGGUUCCUCCCGUUAAGACGGAAAUGCUCGAGUCAUCUAUAGAUGGGAGCGCAUUGCAGAAUGCACCAAACUCUCCAAAACGAACCGAAGGCCGCGAUCCUCCCGCUCCUCCCAGGCUAAGCUGCCCAAGCGAUAAAGCGAGCGACGCGGUAACCGGCGUGCGGCCCAGCGCCUACUCCGGUUCUUUUAAAUUCCUGCCGAGUCUGGAAGGGUGCAGCUCCCUGGACGUGAUGAGUCUCAUUAGUGUUCAGUGCAAGAGGCUGAUGAACCCGGAGAGUUUGCUUGAGCCCGCUUUGCCGUCGACAGCCGCUUUCGGACGAGUGAGGGACGCAGAGAGGGAAACUUCUAGAGAAGUGGGCUCGGAAUGCCCAGAGGUCCUCACGAACGAUGCCAAGAAAGAGGCCGGUGCUGGGGGUCUUCAAGGGGGGCCCAAGAAGGUGGCCCCUUAUGACCCCAAGGAUGGCUGCAAUACAAGUAGUGCUGAUGGAUUCGUUUUUGUACCACUGAGGGUUGUGGAAGAGAAGAGAAGAACAGAAGGCAAUGGCAUGCCUGCGUUGGGCGAAAUGGUCCAGGUUUAUGGAGAAGACCCUAAACAAUGUAAAACAGAAGGUAGCUCUUUCCAAAGCCUUGCUUUCAGAACACCUGGUUGCCUAAGAAAAGUCAAAACUACAUCGGAUCUCCUUGCUGAUACUUCAUUGAAUAGCAGCUCUGGGCCCUUCUGUGCAACAGAGGGAUGCUUUGGGAAGGAAGACAGACCGGCAAGCAUGCUGAAACUGGAGUGUGGUAAGAAUUCAGCUGCGGGAUGCCAUAGAAACUUUGCAAGACUUCCUAUGGAUAACACAUCUGUGAGCCAGACUGGCGUUUCCUACAGAAAGAUGGACAGUAAUUCCAAUGAGCUUCAGCAAGACGAACCGGGCCCCUUUGAGAACAGGAACGACGUACAGUCCUCCCCGGUUCCUUUUAAAACGGAAGCAGUUUCAUCAAACGAGUUCAGUGAAAUGCACGAGUUCAGCGGACGUUCAGAAAGUUGUGGAAAGUUUGCUGAGGCUGAAAAGCAGGAGGGUGGUCAGAAGGAGUCGACUUCUCCUGCCGACUUGAGCGAGCGGAGGAGAAUGUCAAGGAAACAGAGACACCCGAUGAAAAGUGUGAAUCGAUGGGACCCAGACUUCAAAGGAGUCACUAUCCAUAUGCAGACACAGCUUAACAAGGACAGUGCGGACCAGGGCCGUCUCCUCAUCACUUCACAAUACAGUGCGAGAUACUGGAAGAUGAGUCGCAGAGCGAGAGGCAGCAAAACUCGCUCUCCUGUCAAUGCUGGCAGGACCAGCAGCUCCGAAGAAGAAAGUGAUUCGCCCUGCCCAAUAAAGAAUAAAUGCUGUGCCUCUUGCAACACGAAGAAGACUCCGCUGUGGAGAGACGCUGAAGACGGGACUCCGCUCUGCAAUGCGUGUGGGAUCAGGUACAAAAAGUAUCGGAUCAGAUGCUUUCGCUGUUGGCACAUCCCCAAAAAGGAUGGCAAUUCAAACUCCAGGUGUCUGAAGUGCGGCGACACGAGAGGACGGGCGGUGCCUCGGUGCCGGGGCUCCCCGGAAAAACGCGAGCUGAUAGAAAACUCUUAACCAAGACUUUCACUGAGGCUGCUGCCAGAGCUCGUGUUGGGACCGGCGUUAGGCAACAGACUCCAAAUACUGACUUUGAUAACCGGUGGCCACUUUUAACAGUUGUAGCUGUCCCCUCGCUUCGUAUGAAUUCCUAAAGACCUCUUUAUCACGUGAUGUUAAAAAAAAAACCAAAAAAAAAACACGAACAACACACUGUGACUUUUUUAAAUCUGGGAACUCAUCAGAGUGUCCGGACCAAGUCCAGUACUGUACAUUGGACCGCAGCGCUGUUUUCUGGUUAGAAAGAUGCAUUCAUUUCACCACCAAAAAAGAAGCAAAAAAUGGAAAUUGCUUUGGGGUGGGGGGGAAUGUAUUUAUUUUUUGUGUGCUUUACAAAAACAAAUUGUAUAAAUGUAAUGAUAUGUUUAUAUCAAUGUUAUUGAUAAAUGCUUUUUUUUUUUUUGUUAGCACAGGGCAGGGAAACAGUGUUUUGCACUAUUGUGUGCGCAGAAUGACAGCAACAAGCCUGCACUUGUAGUUAUAACCCCUCCACUGUCUGCACACUUGCACGAUGUUAUGUUUCCUAUCGACGUGUCUAUUUUAUGAUGCACACAUGUUUUUUUUUUCAAAGUUAAGGCAGGGCGAUUUCUUGAACUCCACAGAGUUCACACAAACUGUUUAAAAAAAAAAAAAAAAAAAAGUGACACAUUGGUUUGUUUGGUUGUUUUCGGCAGCGGUUGCUUGUCUUUCAACAAUGUGUAUUGACGGUGUUUUGAAGGGACACCUGCGCCCUAUUAAAUGUAACCCUCCUUUCCGAUUCGUAAGAUGUGCUUCAUUGAAUCUUAUUUCCAGUACCGUCCGUGUUUGCCAUUGCUGCAUUCUGUGCUUGGUUUGUGGUUGAAGUUUCUAUUACAUGUUAAGUGCUGUUGUCUUCAUUUGAGGACAGGCUUUUUAAGAUAAAGGGUAUCGGACCUGAGUUAUUAAUGACAUUUCGAAACAAGAAAAGAAACAUUGUUUAAUUCAAAAUGAUAUCAUUUUCCAAUUUGAAUUAAGAACCCAUCCCUGAAUGUGGCGGACAUAGGCUACCAUAAAAUCAUAU
Molecule: messenger RNA, 3737 nt
Organism: Acipenser ruthenus (sterlet)
Lineage: Eukaryota; Metazoa; Chordata; Actinopteri; Acipenseriformes; Acipenseridae
Exons: 6
Coding region: 608-2656 (682 amino acids)
Biological process (GO): regulation of transcription by RNA polymerase II; oocyte development; spermatogenesis
Cellular component (GO): nucleus
Molecular function (GO): zinc ion binding; sequence-specific DNA binding
Source: RefSeq, a predicted model, not a curated record